AAUAUUAAUGGCGUUACCGUAAAAUGCAAUGUGUACAGUGUAGUGUGUACUUGAUAUUUGAUGGUUCAUACUUCAUUAACGUUCGUCGUAAUAUAUUCUUCACGUCGUUUUUUGUGACACUCGUGUUUAAGAAAAUUGUUUGAUAUAUACCAAUUAUGGCAAAGUCUAAAAAUCACACAAACCACAACCAAAACCGUAAGGACCACCGAAAUGGUAUUAAAAGGCCUAAGAAGUAUAGACACGAAUCUCGUCGCGGAGUAUGCCAAAAGUUCUUGAGAAAUCAAAAGUAUGCUUUAAAGGGUAACCUGCCUACUGAAGAACAGAUUGCAAGGGCUAAUGAGCGAAGAGAAAAGAAAACAGCUUUAUUAGCGAAGUUUGCUGAAAUCAAGAGUAAGAAGGCUGCAUCCAAAAAAUGAUUUUGACCUUAAGAUUUCAUGACACCGGUGUAAUUUACAAACAAUUUUAUUAAACUUAAACAUCCAAAA
Adelges cooleyi (spruce gall adelgid) is the source of this 485-nucleotide messenger RNA. It is a transcript of the gene RpL29, whose product is annotated as 60S ribosomal protein L29. NCBI's taxonomy places the organism in Eukaryota, Metazoa, Arthropoda, Insecta, Hemiptera, Adelgidae. Bases 156 to 416 code for a protein of 86 amino acids. Gene Ontology annotation, cellular component: ribosome; cytosolic large ribosomal subunit. Gene Ontology annotation, molecular function: structural constituent of ribosome. The record is from RefSeq and is a predicted model, not a curated record. Gene Ontology annotation, biological process: cytoplasmic translation. The transcript is spliced from 4 exons.